AGCUGUGUAUAUGGUGUUAAUUAAUAUAUUUUUCUAUCAUGACAUAGAAAAUUACUCAGCAUGUCCAAGAAAUAACAACGAACACGAAGUGCAGUGGAAAUGUGCAGCAAUACGAUGUCCAAGCCCGGGUUACGGUCACUGACAGCCCUAACCACAAUCCUAUAUCUAACACAGUCCGGAUUCGCUUCAGACAUUCACCCUAAAGAGGAAUCAAGGUCAGUAGUGGAGCAGUCUUCCUUAGAUUACUGUCGAAAGAAAUGAAAUCAACAAAAGCCACCACAAUCGCAUGCUUUCCCAUAGUCAAGUCCUCUACACUUCCCAGAGUGCCCGUGUCGGUUUGGUCAACCAUCAGCGGCUGGGGACUAGAGGUUGACGGCUGUAACAACACUCAACAACAGGCCUGCUACAACCUCCUCCUGCCCCCCGAGGACGCUCAUCCACACGCCCCUAGGGAGGGGGAGGGACUCACUCUAACUGUCCUCAACCAAAGGAAUGCUGCUGUCGUCUUUCACAAGGUGUUCCCGCUCGGUCACUACUGGGCGCACUAUGCUGACCUACAGUGGCACUUGGAUCGCGUGGCACCCGGACGCAUCCUCGUCCUCACGGUAGCCGUGUCUGGCGCCAUGGGACUCCGCCAAGCAGCCCUCCAACUCGCUCGCCUCGGCUCCCUCUUCGCCUUGCACCUCACGCCCAUGGCACACUGGACAUGGGUCUUCGUCAAGGGCGGCCGCACCAUUUCAGAGACGGUCAUCCUUCAAGGACUAGCUCAACACCAGGCUCACCUUAUUCUGCCUCUCUCCGAUCUACCCACGCCCACUACUCCCUCCAAUCAAACGCUGCAACAACAACGCUGGCACUACUGCCACCUGCACGCUGCCAUGGGCGGACUUUGCGACGAGCACACUCCGGACCCGCUGCCGCCGCCCCCGCCGCCUACCCUCCCGCGCCAAUCCGCCCUCGCCCAUGUGCCCGUCGUGGUCACAGCCGGGGCCCGGCACCAGUACCUCUACCACACCCUCAAUGCCCUCCUCACUGCCCCAGGGGCACAACGUAACAACGUCCUCGUCGUGCUUGGGGACGCACCACAGCCUACCACGCAACUGCUACGUCUCAUCAACGUCAACUUCACCAAAGUUCCUGUUCACGGGGAAGGCAACCUCAAGCUCUUCCGUUACUACCGUAGCGUCUUCCAACUGGUGGCUCGCACCUUCCCCGACGCCCCUGCAGUCAUUUUCCUGGACGAGGACGUCGAGGUCUCCCCAGACUUCUUCUCCUACAUGAGCCAGACUCUGUGGCUGCUCCGCGAGGACCCCACACUCUACUGCAUCAACGGUUUCUCUGCGACUGGGUUGAAAGAUCGUGCAUUCAAUCCUUCUAGAGUGCUCCGAGGCAGCGUGCAGGUCGAGUGGGGCUUUGCUCUGACUUUGAGUUUCAUCCGCGAAGUGCUGUCUAUUUGGCCUGAUAAACCUUCCGAUAUCAAUAUCUAUGACUACUGGAUAUAUAUCCAUGCCCGACAUGGAAGAGAGUGUGUGUACCCGGAAAUGAGCAGAACAUUUCACUACGGAAUGGGCAUGAACUCUAACGCCUGGACUGAGGAAACCAUUUUCUUAUCUAUGCCUCUGUUACGAGAACGUUACGUUGACUUAACGCGAGCGUCAGACCUCCAAAUGAACAACUGGCGACGUAGACUUUCCUAUAAUAUCUCUAAUGCCACAGUUCUGCGAGGAAAUCCAUGUUCACCAAAUUUCAUACCUUCCGAUGAUUUAAACGACCACUAUGUGUUCUAUUAUCGACUUGACAGCAUGGAAGCCGGCAACCCAAGUAUGUUCCAAUUCUUCCAACUCUUUAAUUGUGUGGGGACUUGGAGCAUAUCUGAGCAAGGGCAUCACGAGGGCGUCAGCAUAGUGACGCUCUCUGCUCGCGCCACACUCUACCUCGUGGGCGCACCGUAUUCCUCCUACUCGCACCUCCGCCCACCCACCGUCUCAUUGUGGGACAUCAAUACUAUUCCCGAGGAAGAAUUCGCUGUUGUCGAAAAAAAUGAAAUUAACAAGCAUAAAUUCCAAAACACAAUUAGGAAUAUGGAUAUGACUGAAGAAGACCUAAUAAACAUUUUAUCAAUGCAAAUCAACUCCUUUUCUCUGAAGCUUUUAAUGCCGACGUCCACGACCUACGUGCGCAAACUAAUAGCACUUACCACAAUCCUACUGACAACUCCGCCCGGAUUCUUAGCAGACAUCAAACUCAAGGUGGACUCAAGGUCAGUGCUAGAGCCUUCUUCCUCAUAUGGACUUCAACACUAA
Molecule: messenger RNA, 2303 nt
Organism: Penaeus vannamei (Pacific white shrimp)
Lineage: Eukaryota; Metazoa; Arthropoda; Malacostraca; Decapoda; Penaeidae
Source: RefSeq, a predicted model, not a curated record